ACUGUCAUGGUUCUUCUGUAUCGUCAUCAAUAUUGAUACUUGCCACUAUUGACUUUUUACUUGUUUGUGUUUGUGCUACUUGAGUUUCAGAUACACAAAAUCAAAUCAUCAUAAUAAUAUGAAGAAACAAAAGUUAUUUAUAUUUCUAGCUUUUAACUUCACAUUGUUUCUGAGAAUUGUACACUCUGUAGUUCCACAACAACAAGUGGAAGCUUUUGAAGAUAUAAUGAGAUUAAUGGGUGCAACACAUUGGAGAUUAAAUGGUAACUCGUGUAAACUUGAAUUGAUCUCUAACUUGGAAAAGCCCCAUCCGGAAGCUGAUGCCAGUGUCGAAUGUGACAUUGAAUGUACCAAUCAAAAUACGACGGACUGUAAUAUCGUCACGAUUGUACAUAAAUAUUAUAGUCUUGGUGGCGUCCUUCCACCCGAUCUCAUAAAGCUUCCUUACCUUCAUAAAAUAGAUUUUGCUUAUAAUUACCUUGGCGGCACAAUACCGUCUGAAUUAGGUUCAACGCUGUUGCAGUCAAUCUCUCUUCUAGGAAACCGGUUUUAUGGGGAGAUACCAGGCGAAAUUGGCAAUAUUACCACUUUAACAUAUUUGAACCUUGAAGCAAACAACUUAUCUGGGAGUAUUCCUUCUGACCUGGGCAAAUUAAUUAAUUUACAAUCAUUGAUCUUAUCUUCAAAUCAGUUGACAGGAAUGUUGCCAGGAUCCUUAUCUGAAUUGAAAAACUUGACAGAUUUUAGAAUAAGUGACAACAACUUCAGAGGGUCCAUACCUACUUUCAUACAGAAUUGGAGACAACUGAUUAAACUAGAAAUAAUUGGAGCUGGCUUGCAAGGACCAAUUCCUUCAUCUAUUUCCCUUCUUCAUAAUCUAACUGAUUUGAGAAUCUGUGAAUUAAGUGGACCAACUCAGGCUUUUCCACCACUGAAUAACGCUAAUGGCUUAUUGACAGUUGUCUUGAGAAGCUGUAACAUUUCUGGAGAGAUACCUGCUUAUAUUUGGCAAAGACGAGAUCUUCAGUUACUGGAUGUAAGCUUUAACAAAAUGACGGGGGGAAUAUCGCCUGACAUCCUGGGUAGGAGCUUACGCUACGUGUUUUUGACGGGCAACAUGUUAAGUGGAGAUAUACCAGACUCACUUUUGAUAGAAGGAGCUACCAUUGACUUGUCAUACAAUAACUUUACAUUGCAAGGACCUGAUCGACCUACAUGCCGUGAAAACAUGAAUUUAUAUCUAAACUUGUUUAGGAGCUCUUUCUCGGGGAACUCAUUACAGGAUAUACUUCCUUGCACAAGAAAUGCCAAAUGUUCGAGAUAUGGAUGUUCCUUGCAUGUUAAUAGUGGUGGAAAUGAUUUGAAGGUAAGAGAAAACAAUCGCGAAGUUCUCUAUGAAGGAGAUGCCGUAUUUGACGGUGGUGCAGGAAGUUUUCAUACAGGCGCUAAUAAUUGGGGACUAAGUAGCACUGGGGAUUUUCUGGAUGACAAUAUCCAAACAAAUCGUUAUGUAGAAUCUUUGCAGAACUCAACAGACUUAUUUUCUGUUUACACAACAGCACGACUCUCUCCACUCUCUCUUACAUAUGUCAGCUAUUGUUUGGAAAAUGGUGAUUACCUUGUUAAUCUUCAUUUCGCUGAAAUUCAAUAUACUAAUGACAGUACGUACAAAAGUCUUGGCAGACGGAUUUUUAAUAUAUAUAUUCAGGGACACCUUGUAAAAAAGGACUUCAAUAUUGAAGAUGAGGUUCCAAUAGGAAGCCCACUCGUAGUACCCUUCAAUGCAAGUGUGAUAAACAACACCCUUGAGAUACGCUUUUACUGGGCUGGUAAAGGGACAGCACGUUUUCCAAAAAGAGGACGUUAUGGGCCCCUCGUAUCAGCUAUCUCUGUUAACCCUUAUUCUAAAGUGUGUUCAGUUGGUGGUGGGAGGAAGAACACAGUUGCUUAUGUUGGUUUUGCAAUAAUGGGGUUGUGUCUUCUUUUGAUAAUAUUGGGUAUCUUGUGGUGGAAAGUGUUUUCAAAAGACAGAAAAAGGAAUGAUAGAGAUUUUGAAGGGCUGGAGUUAAAAACAAUAUCAUUUUCCUACAAACAACUCAAAAUUGCAACGCGAAACUUCAAUAUCACUAGCAAAAUAGGAGAAGGCGGCUUCGGACCUGUUUACAAGGGUGCAUUACGUGAUGGAACCGUAAUUGCUGUAAAGCAGCUUUCUUCUCGUUCAAGGCAAGGAAAUCGCGAAUUCUUGAAUGAAAUUGGUGUCAUAUCUUGUUUACAGCACCCAAAUCUUGUAAAGCUUCAUGGAUGCUGUAUUGAAGACGAUCAGUUACUGCUCGUAUAUGAGUACAUGGAAAACAAUAGCCUUGCCAACGCUCUUUUUGAAAAUAAAACUGGAUUACUGUUGGAUUGGACCACAAGAUUUAAGAUCUGUAUUGGGAUUGCUAGAGGUUUAGCAUUUCUUCAUGAAGAAUCACGACUCAAAAUUGUACAUAGAGACAUAAAAGCCACUAAUGUUCUUCUUGAUAAAGAUCUGACUCCAAAAAUAUCAGACUUUGGAUUGGCUAGGCUAGAUGAGGAUGAGAAGACCCAUGUCAGUACACGAGUUGCCGGAACAAUAGGAUACAUGGCACCAGAAUAUGCACUUUGGGGUCACUUGAGUUACAAGGCGGAUGUAUACAGUUUUGGAGUUGUGACUUUGGAAAUCGUGAGUGGCAAGAACAACAACAAAUAUAUACCAAUGGAUGAUAGUGUUUGUCUUCUAGAUUGGGCCUGUCGUUUGCAUUCUAAUGAACAAUAUGAGGAACUAUUUGACGAGAGACUAGGGUCUAAAAUCAACAAAGAAGAAGCAGAAAUAGUUGUGAAAGUGGCACUAUUGUGCACAAAUGCAUCACCUCACACAAGGCCUACUAUGUCCGAGGUAGUGAGUAUGCUUGAAGGAAGAAUAUGUGUCCCUGAAGUACCUCAUGAAGUCGGUCGUCAUUUUGAAGAUUUGAGAUUCCGAACGAUGAGGAGCCAAAAUGAGGGUGAACACACAGGAAGUAGUGUGUCUCAAUAUUCUGCUGCUGUUCAGAACGAUGCACGUUUUUCUGCUACAACCUCAAGUGAUCAGUUUGAAGUCCAAUCAGUGGACACAAGAUCAUACUAAAAAAUAAAACCUUGUGAUUAUGUCGGAGAAAAUGCAAGUUUUGGUAAAUGUAAAUUAAUGUACUACGAGUAUUUUGUUGUACAAUAUAACAGUGAUGUUGUCCAUACAUCGUUGUCAAUAGGUUAUGUUGUCAUCUAUGAUGCAAAGAACAUCUAUUUUUGCUAAAGCUACGUUGUAAUUAUUGAUUAUUAGCAUUGUAUUUGAUAGUUUUGUUGAUCA
Erigeron canadensis is the source of this 3361-nucleotide messenger RNA. Its product is annotated as probable LRR receptor-like serine/threonine-protein kinase RFK1. Gene Ontology annotation, biological process: protein phosphorylation. The transcript has 24 exons. Lineage: Eukaryota; Viridiplantae; Streptophyta; Magnoliopsida; Asterales; Asteraceae. The record is from RefSeq and is a predicted model, not a curated record. Gene Ontology annotation, molecular function: protein binding; ATP binding; protein kinase activity. Bases 119 to 3142 code for a protein of 1007 amino acids.